UUUUAUCUGCCGACAAAAAAUUCAGAGUACCAUAAAAGAAAAAUACUUUAAGACUUGUGACAUGUAACACCAAACUUGGUUAUUUGUGUUCAUAUUCACUCUUUCUCUGUUCUUCUUCACUCACUCUCUUUUACUAUAGACAUGGAUAUUUGCAACAAUGUAUCAGUUUCAGGAGAGUUUCAACAAGAGUUUUCUUCCCUUGAUGACCUUUUUGCAACUCACAACAAGGAAGUGGAUAUUGGGAUGGAGUGGCUAUCAGUGUUUGUUGAAGAAUGUUUUUCAAGCAAACCAAGUUGUGUCAUAGCACCUUCUAGUUCUAAUGUUCAAAUUCAAACAACUACAUGUACCAACACAAAACCUUCAAACACAAUGCAAAAACCUCAACAACAAGAACAAAAUCAAUCUUAUUUACAAAAUUUUGUUGUUCCUGGAAAAGCAAGAAGCAAAAGGAAAAGACUUUCAGCUCCUAGAACCAAAAUUUGGUCACAUAAUUCACAUCUUUUAAGUGAUGCUAUGUCUUUAGAUCCACCUUUGUUGAAACAAAGUUAUUGGUUAGCUGAUAGUGAACUCAUUGUUCCUAAAAGGAAAACCGAGCAAAAAGUCGUUGCAGUUGCACGCAGAGACACCUCGAUUUACCAGAAGAAAAAAAGGGUAAAGCUUGAAAUUAAGAUUGAAAAUAGUGAUGAUAAAAAUAAUUGUGAUGAUGUUGAUGAACAUGUUCCAAAUGCAAGAAGGUGCACUCAUUGUUUGUCUCAAAGGACCCCACAAUGGAGGGCAGGACCAUUGGGACCAAAGACAUUAUGCAAUGCAUGUGGUGUGAGGUACAAGUCUGGUAGGUUGUUGCCAGAGUAUAGGCCAGCAAAGAGUCCUACUUUUGUUAGCUACUUGCAUUCAAAUUCACACAAGAAAGUUUUGGAGAUGAGAAUGCAAUCUAUUAAUUAAUUAGUACUUAAUUAGUAGUGAUUAGUGAAGUAGUUUUUAGUAUAUGUUAUUUUCAUGUAGAUCAAAGUUGGGAAUUAAGGAACUAUGUGUUUUGCAAAA
This is a messenger RNA of Trifolium pratense (red clover), 1041 nucleotides long. RefSeq names its product GATA transcription factor 9-like. Lineage: Eukaryota; Viridiplantae; Streptophyta; Magnoliopsida; Fabales; Fabaceae. Gene Ontology annotation, molecular function: zinc ion binding; sequence-specific DNA binding. The transcript has 2 exons. Bases 142 to 942 code for a protein of 266 amino acids. The record is from RefSeq and is a predicted model, not a curated record. Gene Ontology annotation, biological process: regulation of DNA-templated transcription.